Messenger RNA from Indicator indicator, 2322 nucleotides. RefSeq names its product hepatocyte growth factor-regulated tyrosine kinase substrate (gene HGS). Gene Ontology annotation, molecular function: ubiquitin binding; phosphatidylinositol binding; metal ion binding. The record is from RefSeq and is a predicted model, not a curated record. Lineage: Eukaryota; Metazoa; Chordata; Aves; Piciformes; Indicatoridae.
AUGGGGCGCGGUGGCGGCACCUUCGAGCGGCUCCUCGAUAAGGCUACGAGCCAGCUCCUUUUGGAAACAGACUGGGAAUCCAUCCUGCAAAUCUGCGACAUGAUCCGUCAGGGAGAUACCCAAGCAAAAUACGCUGUCAGUGCUAUCAAGAAGAAAGUCAAUGACAAGAAUCCCCAUGUGGCACUCUAUGCACUGGAGGUCAUGGAGUCAGUGGUUAAAAACUGUGGCCAGACAGUCCAUGAUGAGGUGGCCAAUAAACAGACUAUGGAGGAACUGAAGGAAAUACUCAAGAGGCAAGUGGAGAGCAGUGUCCGCAGCAAGAUCCUGUACCUCAUCCAGGCCUGGGCUCACGCCUUCCGCAACGAGCCCAAGUACAAGGUGGUGCAGGACACCUACCAGAUAAUGAAGGUUGAAGGUCAUGUGUUCCCAGAGUUCAAGGAGAGUGAUGCCAUGUUUGCUGCGGAAAGGGCUCCAGACUGGGUCGAUGCUGAGGAGUGUCACAGGUGCCGAGUGCAGUUUGGGGUUGUCACAAGGAAGCAUCAUUGCAGGGCCUGUGGGCAGAUCUUUUGUGGCAAAUGCUCCUCCAAGUAUUCCACCAUCCCCAAGUUUGGGAUUGAGAAAGAAGUGAGAGUCUGCGAGCCCUGUUAUGAGCAUCUGAACAAGAAAGCUGAGGGUAAAGCUGCUGCCACUUCUGAACUGCCUCCUGAGUACCUGACCAGCCCCCUGUCUCAGCAGUCCCAGCUGCCUCCAAAGCGUGACGAGACAGCUCUGCAAGAGGAGGAAGAGCUCCAGCUUGCUAUUGCCUUGUCUCAGUCAGAGGCUGAGGAGAAGGAGAGGAUGAGGCAGAAAACCUCCUACUCUGUGUACCCGAAGGCUGAACCCACACCUGUCACAUCCUCAGCUCCCCCGGUCAGCACGCUCUACUCCCCACCCGUGAACUCCUCUGCUCCCUUGGCUGAGGACAUUGACCCAGAGCUGGCUCGGUACCUGAACCGCAACUACUGGGAGAAGAAGCAGGAGGAAGCUCGCAAGAGCCCCACACCAUCAGCACCUCUGUCACUCACAGAGCCAUCUGCUCAGCCUGGGGAAGCCCACCCUGCCCCGCUCAGUGUGGUUGAGCAUAGGAGAGCAAGGGCUGAUGGGCUGCCCUCUCCUUCCAAGCAGUACCAGAACGGCGAGUCCGAGGAGAACCACGAGCAGUUCCUGAAGGCACUGCAGAACGCAGUCACCACGUUUGUCAACCGCAUGAAGAGCAACCACAUGCGGGGCCGCAGCAUCACCAAUGACUCUGCUGUAUUGUCCCUCUUCCAGUCCAUCAACAACAUGCACCCCCAGCUGCUGGAGCUGCUCAACCAGCUGGAUGAGCGGAGGCUGUAUUAUGAAGGGCUGCAGGACAAACUGGCCCAGAUCCGGGACGCACGUGGGGCUCUGAAUGCUCUACGAGAGGAGCACCGGGAGAAGCUGCGCCGCGCCGCAGAGGAGGCCGAGCGACAACGCCAGAUCCAGCUGGCCCAGAAGCUGGAGAUCAUGAGGCAGAAGAAACAGGAGUACCUGGAGAUGCAGCGGCAGUUGGCCAUCCAGCGACUGCAGGAGCAGGAGAAAGAGAGGCAGAUGCGCCUGGAGCAGCAGAAGCAGACCAUACAGAUGAGAGCCCAGAUGCCAGCCUUCUCACUGCCCUAUGCCCAACUCCAGGCCAUGCCUGCAGCCAGUGGAGUGAUCUACCAGCCCUCUGGGCCCACCAGCUUCCCUGGCACCUUCAGCCCGGCCAGUUCCGUGGAGGGUUCUCCCAUGCACAGUGUGUACAUGAACCAGGCAGCACAAGGGGGCACAGGGCCAUACACUGCCAUGCCCGUCACAGGGACAGAUCCCAGCAUAGUGAAUGCCUACAUGUACCAGCCUGGUGCAGGCAGCGGGCAGGCAGCUCAGCAGGGACAGGCAGUGCCUACCACCACUCCAGCGUACUCAUCUUACCAGCCCACCCCAACGCAGGGCUACCAGAGUGCAGCUUCACAGUCACAGAGCAUCCCAGCUAUCUCCCAGGCCCCCCAGUCGGGUGCCAUGGGCUACAUGGGUGGCCAGUCGGUUUCCAUGGGCUACCAGCCCUAUGGCAUGCAGGGCCUCAUGUCAGCCCUGCCAGGCCAGGAAGCCACGAUGAGCAGCCUGCCAGCCCAGCAGUCCUAUUUGCCUGGCCAGCAGCCCCUCUACCAGCAGAUGGCACCUGCUGGAGGGGCCCCCCAGCAGCAGCAGCAGCCCCCACCGGCACCUGCCCCAGUGCAGCAGCCCCAGGGCAGCAGCGAGGCCCAGCUCAUCUCUUUUGACUGA